ACAUACAGUGCCUUUGUCACUUCCCCGCACAAGAGUUAGUUCUUCCACUACCUUCAUGGCUUGAGUUGGACAGUCGAGGAUGCGGACACACGGUUGCGCCAUUCGGAGCCAGUUGUCCGCGACUGGUGCGCUGUUGGGGUGACGACGCCUGGGGAUUCCUUCCCUUCCUGUGUCUCACUGAACGGCAGAUGCCGGCGGGGGAAACGACUGGUCUCAAAGUGCGAGAGGGGAGACGCCAUGCGCAGGACGAGGCAUGAAGUAGUGAAGCACUGAGCGAAGAUGGCGUAUAUACAGUUGGAACCUAUAAGCCAGGGGUUUCUGACCAGAAUAUCAGAUUUUAUUCUGUGUAGAUGGACUUGUAGGAAGUGCUGUCAAAAGUGCUAUGACUGCAGCUGCUGUCAGUCCAGUGAGGAUGAGGUGGAAAUUCUGGGACCGUUCCCCGCACAGACCCCGCCGUGGUUAAUAAAUGACCGUAGCAAUGAUCGAGAAACAGAUCUCGAGAAUACCAACAGUGAUCCUCCACCAACGCCUCAAGGCAUCUCACCCGACAGAAAGAGUUCCACGGCCACAUCGCGAUCCACAUACAGCCUCACAAGGCGGAUUUCAAAUUUCGAUUCCAUUAGGCGACCAAGCUCCCCUCUGGUUGAUAUCAAGCCUAUUGAGUUUUGGGCAAUAGGAUCAAAGAAGGAAAUAGUGCAGCCAAAGGUUUUCCGAAAGCCCACGUCGGAGGACUAUUUUCAAAAAUUUGAGCCCAGGCUCUACUCUGUUGAUUCAAGCAGUGAUGAUGUAGACUCUUUGACUGAUGAAGAAAUUCUCUCCAAAUAUCAGCUUGGCAUGCUACAUUUCAGUACUCAGUAUGAUCUCCUACACAACCACUUGAUAGUGAGAGUGAUUGAAGCCAGAGAUCUCCCUCCCCCGAUCUCAUAUGAUGGUUCAAGGCAAGAUAUGGCUCAUUCAAAUCCUUAUGUUAAGAUGUGCCUCUUGCCAGAUCAGAAGAACUCAAGACAAACAGGUGUUAAACGCAAAACACAGAACCCGGUUUUUGAGGAGCGAUAUACAUUUGAAAUCCCAUUUUUAGAAGCUCAACGGAGGACUCUCCUUUUAACGGUUGUGGACUUUGAUAAGUUUUCACGUCAUUGUGUCAUUGGAAAAAUUACAAUGCCCUUAAAUGAAGUAGACCUUGUGAAAGGUGGACAUUGGUGGAAAGCGCUAAUUCCAAGCUCUCAGAAUGAAGUUGAACUAGGGGAACUAUUGAUCUCUCUUAAUUAUUUGCCAAGUGCAGGAAGACUAAAUGUGGAUAUUAUUAGAGCAAAACAACUCCUUCAGACAGAUAUGAGCCAAAGAUCAGAUCCAUUUGUUAAAGUUCAGCUGGUGCAUGGAUUGAAACUCGUAAAAACAAAAAGAACAUCUUGCAUGAAGGGCACCAUAGAUCCAUUCUACAAUGAAACUUUCAGUUUUAAAGUUCAAGUAGAAGAAUUGGAGGAUAUCAGCUUAGUUUUUACAGUCUAUGGUCACAACAUGAAAAGCAGCAAUGAUUUUGUUGGUCGGAUUGUCAUUGGGCAGUACUCUACGGGUGCGCCCGAGUCCAAUCACUGGCGUCGGCUUCUGAACCUACACCGGACCUCAUCUGAGCAAUGGCAUAGCCUGCGUUCACGUGCUGAGUGUGACCGUGUAUCGUCAGCAUCACUGGAAGUAACGUGAUGGAGCCACCUCACCUACUCCCACCAGGGUGAAGCUUGCUGUUGUUACUACCGGAUGGAUAAAGAAAAGGCAGUAUCAGGUCACACAGCUUGACAAAGAGAAAUAAAAGCUUCUAUGCGGCAUUAAACAAAUGUAUUAGUAAAUUAAUUUUUGAAGUGCUAAAAAAUGAUUUGUAAUGGCCCAUAUUGUUAACAUACUGUCAUAAGCCAGUAGUGCAAGAAAUAACUUUAAGGUGAACGUGGCUGUCCCUAUUGUACAUUUAAAAAGAUCAGUAUGAGCUUACUUAGUGUAAGUAGUGAACUAGCUUAGAUUUGAAUUUUCUUGAUGGGGGCUCAUAAUUGUGGAAGCCAUUAAUAUCUGAAGGAUUACUGUUGUGUGGAUAUGACUAUAUUAUCUCUAGUGCUGUAUUUCUUUCCACCAUGCUUAUCAAUAAUCAGAAGCUGCUAUCAAUAGAUUAUUGAUAUAUUAGAUAGAUAUUUGAGCACAUUAUUGUUGUAAUGAUGAGCUGAGAUUCAUAGAACUGUUGCAUAAAUUGUGCAGAGCAGCUGUGAGCACUUGUAUUCCUAAUGUCAGGACUUCCUGCUAUUAAUAUUUUGGUAGAAUAAUAUAUUGAGGCAAUGUAUUUACAGAGUCUUGUGUGUUGGGUAUAUGGUAUUUGAGUCUUUAAUUGAAAGAUGUAUGGAUAUAAUUCUAAUUAUGCAGUCAGAAGGUUGCUAGUAAUAAACUAUUGACAUCUCUGUUUUAAUAGAUGCUUCAUUGCAAAUUUAGAGCAUAUUGUUUCGGUUCAGAGUGUAUAUGCCCAAUAAAGCAAAUGUAGAGGUGUAAUGCAUUCAUCUUGUUGUGCAUUUCUGAUGAUCAAGUUCGUUGAUAUUGACCCAAGUUAUAAAUAACAUGAUGAAGCAGAAGUCAACGAUACAUGCAUCUGUUAUGCUUAAAGGAAGAAAUGGUUCGUUUAUACAUGGAUAUCACAGAUACUUGUUCUCUGUUUUGUUAUAAAUGUACUGUACUUGCAUUUGAUGGGCUGAGACUGAGGAUUAAUCACAAAAUCUUUCUAUUUACAAUAUAUUGUUUGUUGAUCACUUGAAUGUAUUUAUCUGAAGUCAAACUGUAGAGAGUACUUUAAAAGUGAAUGAAUCCAAAAGUAGUUUUAACUAAUAUAUUUUGAAAUGAAAAGAUGUUGCCCAUCUUUUAAUGUGUGUAUGUGUUUAUGCAUAUGUAUGUGAUGUGACAAAUAUAUUAAUUCAUUAAAUUAAA
This is a messenger RNA of Mobula hypostoma (lesser devil ray), 2955 nucleotides long. It is a transcript of the gene syt17, whose product is annotated as synaptotagmin XVII. Bases 280 to 1701 code for a protein of 473 amino acids. NCBI's taxonomy places the organism in Eukaryota, Metazoa, Chordata, Chondrichthyes, Myliobatiformes, Myliobatidae. Gene Ontology annotation, molecular function: syntaxin binding; calcium ion binding; calcium-dependent phospholipid binding. Gene Ontology annotation, cellular component: exocytic vesicle; plasma membrane. Gene Ontology annotation, biological process: regulation of calcium ion-dependent exocytosis; synaptic vesicle endocytosis; regulation of dopamine secretion. The record is from RefSeq and is a predicted model, not a curated record. The transcript is spliced from 9 exons.